This is a messenger RNA of Notothenia coriiceps (black rockcod), 4278 nucleotides long. Its product is annotated as phosphatidylinositol 3-kinase regulatory subunit alpha-like. Gene Ontology annotation, cellular component: phosphatidylinositol 3-kinase complex. The record is from RefSeq and is a predicted model, not a curated record. Gene Ontology annotation, molecular function: 1-phosphatidylinositol-3-kinase regulator activity; protein binding. Gene Ontology annotation, biological process: phosphatidylinositol phosphate biosynthetic process; insulin receptor signaling pathway. NCBI's taxonomy places the organism in Eukaryota, Metazoa, Chordata, Actinopteri, Perciformes, Nototheniidae. The transcript is spliced from 12 exons. The coding region runs from base 456 to 1841 and encodes 461 amino acids.
GACCCAAAGUCUUAAUACGAGACGGCUGAACCACGAGCGUCUUAUUAUUGGAAAUAAUCGAUAGAUAUAUUGGAAUAUUUCGAGUUUCGAGGAUAUCCGUUCGUCGUUUUGUGCUCAAUCCUCCGUUAUGGCGACUGCUGCUCGCUCUUCUGGAGGUUUUAAUUGGUGAAAAAAGGUCGAUUCGUCGCCUCCCCAGAUGUGGCCGCCGCCUCUUCUGAGACUUCUGUUCAUGAACGGCGAGGAUGCUCUGAUCGGGCGGCUGAGGCUCGGCCUGGAGGGAUGACAGGACUUUAGCAGACAUGGAGACAGGAGAGACACACAGACGGAUGGAAACGCCAUAUUUACUCAGUCUACAUUCUCCUCAUUAAAUCCACUCAGGAUAAAAGCCUAUUUUUAUAUAUCUUGUUACUUAGAGCUGUUUUUGUUAGUUAUUGAAAAGCCAUACAGCCUUCACAAUGAGUUCCGAGGGCUUUCAGUACAGAGCGCUGUACGACUACAAGAAGGAGAGGGAGGAGGACAUCGACCUGCAUGUGGGAGACAUGCUGCUGGUCAGUAAAGGAGCGCUGCUGGCGCUCGGCUGCAGCAACGGAGCCGAAGAGCGACCUUCAGAGAUCGGCUGGCUGCCGGGCUUCAACGAGACCACCCAGGAGAAAGGCGACUUCCCGGGAACGUAUGUGGAGUUUAUUGGCAGAAAGAGGAUGUCCCCGCCCACACCAAAGCCCCGCCCACCCAGGCCAGCAUCGGCAGCUUCCGUGAGGACCGACUCUGAGUCAGAGGGCUUAGUGUUGCCGGACCUUGCUGAGCAAUUUGGCCCCCCGGACACAUCCCCCCCCCUCCUGAGCAGACUGAUGGAAGCCAUCGAGACCAAAGGUGCGGAGAGUCUUGGUGUGUAUCGCAGUCUGACUGGAGCGGGUCUGGACACCCGGCAGCUGGCCGACGCUGACCUGGAGCAGCUGGAGGUGUCCUCCCUGUGUGACGGGGUGUUCCGGUUCCUGCAGGAUCUGCCAGGGCCCAUCCUCCCUUCCUCGCUGCAGGCAGAAAUGAUCCAAGCAGUGCAAGAGGUGCGGGACCUUGAGGAGUGCGCCCAGGUCCUGCGGGGGGUGUCCAGCUCGCCCGCCUGCCCCGCCCAGUACGGCCUGACGCUGCUCAGCGUGGUGCGGCACCUGGCCCGCCUCUGUCUGCACAGCUCCAGGAACCAGCUGAGCCCCCGCAGCCUGGCCGAGAGCUUCAGCCCCCCGCUGUUCAGACAGGCUGCAGGGUCUGACUCUAGUUUGGAUCCUCUGGUUCAGGUCCUGGAGGUUCUGAUCACCAGCGAGCUCAACAUGAUCCAGGCUGCACCAGCGUUGCCUCCCAAACCGGCCAAGCCGGCGCCUCCAGCUGCUGCCUGUAGUUUCAACAACAGUAUCUCCCUGCAGGAUGCCGAGUGGUACUGGGGGGACAUAUCCAGAGAGGAGGUGAAUGAGAAGCUGAGAGACACAGCUGACGGUACAUUCCUGGUGCGAGACGCCUCCACUAAGAUGCACGGAGACUACACUCUGACUCUGAGAUCCUACAGGCUUAGAAACCAAAUCUGUUUCUACGCAAUGAAGUUUUUUGAAGUUGGAUUGAACACACACACAUCUUCAACUAACUUCAUCUCUGUGUCCCUCAGGACGGAGGGCGAGGUGAAGCACUGCGUCAUCAACAAGACGGGCACCGGCUUUGGUUUCGCCGAGCCCUACAACCUGUACGGCUCCCUGAAGGAGCUGGUGCUGCACUACCAGCACACCUCGCUGGUCCAGCACAACGACUCGCUCAACGUCACGCUGGCCUUCCCCGUCUACAGCCAGCAGAGACGGUGACCCGCCUGCGGGACUCUUCAUCAACACGUCACCGUAGCUGCAGAACCAGAACCUGACCACAUGACGCGUUUACCGCUUGGCACAACAGCGUCCUGGUGCUGCAGACCUCAGUGGGCCAAUGAAAGUGUACAAUCCAGUACACUGAAGAUGAAGCUUUGUGUGAAGUGAAAUGCUUUGUUACAUCCUGUAGGAAUGGUGAACAAUUUAAAAUGAAUAUUUUACUGUGAAAGUCAUCAAUGAGAGCUUUAACUUCCUGAGGAAAAAGACUUCAAGACACCAGGUUUCUCCCUUAAAUUAACACAAAUGUUUUAAUUACUUUAAUGAUUCGGUGCCGGAGAUCAACAUUAAAUGCAAUUUACCUUCAUCAGAGAUGACCCAUGGGACAUCAGAUGAGGGGCGUUCGAGUAAAAGACAGACGUUCAUCAAUGCUCUCUGUCAUUCCAAAUCUAAAGAAACGUUGUUUGAUUAACGAAAAUGAUACAAUUGAAUGAAGUUGUUCUUAGGAAUCGCUUUAAACUGGCUAGAGACAACUUUUCUGCUCUUAGACUUUUCAAGUGGUAUUAUCGUUUCAUAAGACCGUUUUGACCUAGAAACGCAGAUGUUGGUGCUAUUAGAAUGGUGCUGAAAAAAUGCCCUUAGUAAUAAUCAGAAGGCAGUUUUGUUUCACACUUAUCUAGUAAAAUGCAAACUUAAACAUCUGAAGAGUGGGAGCUCUCUCCAUCUUCUUUAACUUAGUUUUGUAUCCCUCUUUGCCUCCCUCGUCAUCGAGGCUUUAUUAUAUCCUAAAGUUUCUUAAGAUGUAACGACGUCCACCACUUGUGCUACCUUGGGGACUUUACUUUUGAAACUUGGGAAUGCCACAGGAGAAACAAAAUUGCGAUCUUCUUCCUGUUUUUGUUACUCAAAGAUUGAUUCCCUUAUUUCUGCCGUAUAUGGAUCCUUGAAUUUCCCAGUGGCAGCCAGAGUUACAAAGUGAAAGCUAGGCUUAUAUAGAAACAAUCCAAAAGCAGAUGGUUGUUAUUCUGUAUCAAAUAUUUUGCGCAAUCAUGGUUUCCUCCAUAAUGAACGUUACUGUGGGAAAAACAAUUGUUUAUCGCUACUUUAAUGCAACCUGAGCUCAAGGUCAAAUGAAACAAAUACCUGAGAGGCGAGAUGGAAGAGGACCGUUCAGGUUAACCUACCUAAAGAACUUGAACGCCUCAGGCUUAUCGGAGACACCCUGUGCGAUCAUGACCUCAGUGAAAUGUCACCGUUUCCUGUCUGAGGAGAGAAGAUGAACUGAAGAGCUAAACGUGCUCUUGUUUUGUCGGAGAUUAACCGGACUAAAGCUGAACUGACCAACUCCUCCUCUACUUGUUACACUGGCCCUGCACGCUUCAAAAGAACAGAACCAAAACUAUGGACUGAUGAUGUCAAAGACUAAAAUGGCGGACAAUCGAGAGACGUUUCUUGCGUAAACACUGUGAGUUGCUCUGGACAAGGUUUAACAUGAGGGCAAAUCAGGAGAAAAUAAACAGGAAACCUGCAUCAUCCAAAGACUCACCCCCCCCCCACCCCACCCCAAUAAUCCCAUCAGUGUUUUUCUAGCUCUCGUUCCUUCAGGUGAGUUGGUUUGCCACCUAAGUGUUGUUUAAGUUUGCUGACUGGACUGAUUAUCCUUACAUUUUUUCAUUUCAAUAAAUGUCCGUCAGCACAAUGGUUUACUCGUGCUGGAUAAAAACUGUGAUUUUAAAAAUUCAGGAAUGGCAGAACUGGAUCUCUGGAUCUUCUCAAAGGAUUUUCAUCUUAAAUUUCAAGGACUAAAGCGCAGCCUGUAAGCAUUACUGAUCGCAGAUAUCUGCUCCUCAUGGUUCCUCUUAUGGAUUUUAUGUUUUCUUCUUUGUGCAUUUGGACACACGGCUUCCUUUUAAACCAGGUACAGGAGAUGAAACUCUCCAAGGAUUUUGAAGAAGCCCAAAGUAUUACAUUAUUUUCCCACAACUUGCAUCUGUUUUAUGGAAAUAAAUACAUGGUUUCAAAUUAGUUUGGAACUGUCCAGAACUUUUCAAGCUCUUAUUUGACUUAUUCCACAGAAGUCCUGUUUUUUCAUUCUGACAUUGAAACCAAACUAGUGAACGCAAACAAGAAUCUGUAAUAUGAGACGAUAACAAGUCGUGAAAAGUUAAUUGUUUAAGAAUUCUGACGAAUAAAAUGACUGUCUCUGCUUUGUUUGAAACAAAUCUGUAGAUAAAAAUAAUAUUAAUCAGUGUGUGUUUGACCUUUUUCUAUUUCCGAUGUUGUGCUCCAACAAUCACAUUCAAGUCCCAGAAACACGCCUCAGAUUUGGUCCAAAUCAUUUUAAUGUCCAGAGACUCCCAGCAGAGGACAGUAUAAUCCAUAGAAAAUAGGAUUUAUUUAGAUAGAACUCCAUUAAAUGCACAUCAAGUAUUCCACUUUU